Daldinia caldariorum is the source of this 3431-nucleotide messenger RNA. RefSeq lists its product as uncharacterized. The record is from RefSeq and is a predicted model, not a curated record. The coding region runs from base 253 to 2949 and encodes 898 amino acids. The transcript has a single exon. NCBI's taxonomy places the organism in Eukaryota, Fungi, Ascomycota, Sordariomycetes, Xylariales, Hypoxylaceae.
GUUUAAGUUCCAAACUGGAGCUCGACCCGUCGUGCGACACGUCUUCCAUUUUCCCUUCUUCGACUUCUUGCAAAAAGCAUCGAAGAAGUUAUCAACCCGGUUUCUUUUCCGUGUGAUACUUGUCUUCCCAUCACAUAAUAGUAAUUGUAUACUUUUCACAUUGUUCAUAUUUGCUGGGUGUUAGACCUUUGAUCUAUGGAUGGUUCUCUCAUCAUAAGUUGAUUUCAACCAAGAAAAAGAAAAGAAAAAAACAUGGCUCAAGCCAGUAUCGCACGAGAACCCAUAGCCCUAGGCUAUCAACCAGGCGCUCAGAACGGCGCGCUGUCAUCUGCUGAUCUCGACGAGAUUAGUCAAUAUCAGAAGGUUAUCAACUUUCGAGAUACCAUAGUAUCUGGAAAACAUCCCCGUAUCAAAGUCGCUAAGCCGAUCACUCCUCAGCAUUCUGCCUCGCUGGCGAGAGAUCGUGUCACGACUUCAUCAUCUGCACUGCCUUUGCAAAAUGCACCUAACCUCAACUCUUUCCAGGUGGACAAUAUGCAGUCUUUCAAGACAAACCUGCUGCAGCCUGCUGUCGCCGUAGCUUCGACAGGUUCUAAUGCUUUUAUUCCAGGUGUCUCAAGACCACUAGAUUCUGCUAGGGUGGAUACCAACUCCCUCUCGCAACAGGCAGUCGACUAUAUUGCUAAGGCAGAACUUCAGAUGCAAAGGUUAAAAAUCGAACAGGAGCUCAAAGAGGAAUUCGAGAAUCGAAAGGCUCUGGCGAAGACUCCUUUGCAACCUUCUGAGCAGCCAGCUGAUCUAGAUCUCUCUGAUAUUUUAGCAAAGGCACUAACUCUCGUACAAGCUACUGCUCCUCCGCCUAGUUCCAAUACUCUUAAUGGUGGUAUUGUUUCCGAUUCGAGUGACUCCUUCGACGAUAACACAUUUUAUUCCAGUCCAUUUGAGACGCCUGACUCUCGUGCCUCGCCUCUCGCCUCGCCUUUCGCCUCACCUCGAGUUCAGAAUCCAAUCCGACAGGAUGUCCAAAUGCAAGAUACGUCGGCCACGACAUCUCAACAAACCCAAUUUGCUCCUCAGCCUGCCCAUCCUCCGGCGUCGUCCUCGUACCAGACAGAUAUCAAUCGUAGCACACAGCCCAUCCAAACUGCGAGUAGUUCCCGCCCACCUCAGCCGAAUGCUAGUAGCCUAGCCACGUCUAUGCAAGAACGCGCAGCCUAUAACAGUUCCAAAACUAGUCGCGAAGGAGAUAUGAUGGUACAUACCCACCAGGCACGUCAGGUAGAUGCACAAGUCAUCAGUUCAGAUAGCGGUGCUGCUAGUAGAUCCGAUAACUCUGGCAAUACAGAUUCGGACCAACCUGCUGACUUCGGCCGUAUCCAGAACCCUCACCAGUUGCUUCCCAGUGCUCACUUCAGACAGCAAGCGUCACCUGUGGUUCGCGCUCACGACCUCUCGCCCUUCGCGCCCCAGCCUGCUCACGUCUCACCGUUAGCAGUAGCUAGGAGGCCUCCUAUACCUGAGCCGGAAAUUAGCAUUUUAUCAGGUGCACCGGCCCAAGUGACUGCCCUACGCCAGGAGCAUACCGUCGUCGUCACAAGCCCAGAGAGCUCUCCCCAGGGAGAAAAAGGAGGCAAGAAAAAGAAUAAAAAGAAGAAUAAGAGAAAGGCUGAAACGAGAGCGCCAGAUGCCCCGGGUUCCCCUUACAUCAAACCCGAACCUCGAUCGCCUUCACCUCUGUCUGCGCCUCAGCUUGUCCGUCCUCAAAAACGACCACGACCUGAUGCUAGACCUGGCCAAGAGCCGGUGUAUGAUGAGCUGCGAAUCGAACGGCCGGUAUCUGUGCUACAUCGUGACCAAUAUCCUGCUCCUGUUACCCACGUACCGGCUGAGAGACCCCCGUAUGGAUUCGAAAGGGUGGAUGAUCCGUCUGCAAGGCAACUGCGUCAGUCCGUAGCCCCAGCAAGUCAAAGGUUAGAUCGUGGUGUGUACGAAGAACGGCGCCCGGACGGGACGAUCGUGCAGUACAUCCAGCGAGUCCAGUCACCUUACGGCUACCCGCCUCCCUACGCUGCUGUGGAAUCGCGUUCUCUACGCUCCGCGAGUUACUCAGUAAACCCUCCCUACCGGGAUGUUCCUACUUAUCAACGUGAUGGACGAAUGAGUGUACGGCCUUAUGCUGAUCGUGCUAGAUCACGUUCACCCGUCGUUGUAGAGAGACGAUCGCCUACCAUGGCACCUCCCGCUCCCCCACCUCGUGUUUUAGUUGAUCAGUAUGGUCGCGAGUAUUUUGAUCCGCCCCGUCCCAGCGCCGUCACUCGUCAUUCAGUCGUGCCACCCCCAAGAUCGAGCGAGCGUGAGGUAAUCUAUGAAAGAGUGCCUCUCCGUGCUCCGUCCCGUAUGGCCGGGGAGACGUUUGAGGAGGAUGGAAUCAUUUACAGACGUGCAUCACCCACAUUUGCCUCUCGACGUGUCAUUACGCAGCCAGAGUAUGGCGUUGAUUACAGAAGCCAUCGGGAGCGCGACUAUUCUAUACAGCCUAUGGGAGCACCCAACCAAGAAUAUGUUUCAGCCCGAGGAGUGCCAGCGGGGCGGGGUCUCGAUGAGAUAUCAAGGGACUAUUUACCUAGAGCUACAAGUGUCCGACCACCGGAGGCUGUACCGUAUUACAACAGAGUCGAGGCCGUACGACCUGAGGUCCCGUCUAGGCGGUAUGCUGCGAGCGUUCACCCUGAGGUAAGAAGGGACGUGGCGUCUGCAGUCGUCCGUGAGUUCGGUGCGAGACCGGUGGAACGUGAUUUGCCCAGACGCGAGUUUAGUAUCCAACCGGUAGAGCGUUAUUAUGAUAGACCACCUCACCAGGAGGAAGAGGUCACCUAUAUUGAGCGGCCCCGAGCAGCUCAGCAGGAGAUCAUUUAUGCCGACAAUAGUCGAAGGCAAGUCUACCAAUAAAUGCAUUCCAGAUGCUGGAGAUGGUAUACGGACGAGCCCGGUCUUACAGGUGAAAUUAAAGAAAGUCAUGUCAUUGGAAGGGGAGACCCCUUCGGAUUCUGAGGGUUUUUACAAUUGAUAAUGGGAGGAAUUAAGGUCGGACCUGUCAUGAUUCUCGGUAUUAUACUAUAAUAGCAGUACAAAGAUCUGCUUGGCGUUAGCAUCAAGGGUAUUUUACGAAUUUUGGAGCUGAUUCGGGAGGCGUGGCUUGGAAUGGGUGGUAGCAUGCAGAACUCCUCCACAGAAGCAGGCUUUCAGCAGGUAACCAAGUGCUUAUGUGCAUGGACUGUAUAUAAUACUAGGCGGCCUUUACCAGAGAAGAUCCAAUAUGUUCUGUAUUCCGUUAGUUCAGUAAUGCGGUGCAUGCUUUAUCCUCCAUUUUAGAUGGAUAGGAGCUCUGAUUUGCAUAAGCGAGGAAGACAGGUGCAUGUGGUGCUACGAUU